ACGGAGCGGAGCGGAUCACGUGUGUCUCGUCACGGCUCCAGGAGGACUGGAAGGGGCUGAUAUCAGUGCUGGAGGAACGCAGCAACACACUGGUCAUGUCCACCGACUUCCACCAGGGAGCGGAACAGUUCCUGGGGCAUGUGGAGCGCUGGUGUGAGGCGUGUGCUGACGACUCUUUGACGGUGGAGAUGGCAGAGCUGGAGGCGUCCAUACAACAACACCAGACGCUCUACGAAGAGAUAACAUCAGCCUACACACAGGUCAGUGAGAGCGGUAAAGCCCUAUUGGAAGUGCUUCAGCGUCCAGCGGAGCCUGACGAGUCUGGGUUACCAGCGGCAACCACUGACUUCACAGCCGCAACACACGGCAUCAUGGGAGUUCUGCACGAGGUCAUGCAGGGUCACCAGCAUGUCGAAGGGGCGUGGCAACACCGCAAGCUCCGCCUACACCAGCGUCUGCAGCUGUGUGUUUUCCAGCAGGACGUACGGCAGGUUCUGGACUGGGUGGAGCAGCAUGGAGAGGUGUUUCUCAAUAAGCACACCGGUGUGGGGAAGAGCCUCCACCGAGCACGAGCACUGCAGAAACGCCAUGACGACUUUCAACAGGUGGCCCAGAACACCUAUACCAAUGCUGAGAAGCUGCUGGAGGCAGCAGGUCAGCUUGCCCAGUCAGGGGAGUGUGAGGAGGGGGAGAUCUACUCUGCUGCUGGGGACCUGGAACUCCGCAUGCAGGCCUUCAUACAGAGAGUAGAACAGAGGAAACUACUGCUGGACCUCGCUGUCUCCUUUUACAUACACACCAAAGAGCUGUCAGCGUGGAUGGAGGGUCUCCAGAGGCAGAUGGCAGGGGAGGUGUGUGUGUGUCCUGACUCAGUGGAGUCUCUACAGGCUCUUAUCACCCAGCAGCAGCAACAACAGGCCAACACACAGGACGCCUCGCUCUCUGUCAUCAGGGAGGGAGAGGACCUCAUCCUACAGCUCAGGCCCCAGGGCAGUUCAGUGGGCCAUGUGGAAUCAGUGCUGCAGUCGUUGGAGGAGGCCCAGGUUCAGCUGGAGGAGCUGUUCCACCAGAGGAAGAUCAGGCUGGACGUCUAUCUGCAGCUACGCAUACUUCAGCAGUGCUCUCUGGAGGUGUCAGGGGAGAUGGAGGCGUGGAAGCAGGACCUCCAGAAGCAGGCCCAGGACAUCACCACAGAGAAGCUAACGCUAGCACAACCGCGGCUAGUGGAAGCCAACCAGGAGAAGCUAGCAUUAGCGCAAUCGAGGCUAGUGGAUGCUAACCCAGAAGGGCUAACGUUAGCGCAGCAGCGCAUACACAGACACAUGGAGCGACGGCUAGCCAUGAACAACAUGACCUAUGAGGUCGUCCAGCAGGGUCACGACCUUCAGCAAUACAUCACCGAAGUACAGGCCUCAGGUAUUGAGCUGACAGCUGAGGGGGAGACUGAUCUGUCCUCUCAGGUGGAGGGGCUCCAACAGCUUCUACAGGACAAGCAGAAGGAGCUGCACCAGAUAGUCGAACACACACACACACACCUGGAGCAAGGCUUGCAGCUACGCCACCUACAGACUCAGGUCAACCAGGUGCUGGGCUGGAUCAGUGAAGGAGAGGUGAUGUUGUCUUCCUGUAUGGUGAACUCCAGCUCUCUGUCGGAGGCUGAACAACUACAGAGAGAACAUGAGCGCCUCCAACAGGCCAUAGAGUCUCUGCUUCAUGCUGACUCUCUCCAGAGGACCCACCAGGUGGCGCUGGCGCUGCAGCAGCGGGCAGAGCUGCUGGUAAGGGCGGGCCACUACGACCCAGAGGCAGUGAGGGCGUGUGCACAGACGGUGGCGCUACACUGGCAGACCCUGAUGCUGCGGAUGGAGGACCGCCUCAAACUUGUCAACGCCUCCGCAGCCUUCUACCGCACCUCACAACAGGUUUGUGGUGUGUUGGAAAGCCUGGAGCAGGAGUAUCGUAGGGACGAGGACUGGUGUGGUGGCGGAGAGCCAGGGGAGCAGGGGCCUGCCGAACACCUCCUCCCCCUCAUCAACAAACACAUGGAACAGAAAGAAGCCUUUCUCAAGGCAUGCACCCUGGCCAGGCGCAACGCAGAGGUCUUCCUCAAGUACAUCCACCGCAACAGCGUUACUAUGGCAACCAUCUCCGGGCACAGUGCAGGAGCUGAGGUCACUGGUCACUCCCGUGUGCCUGAGCAGCAGGUCAAAGGUAUCCUCAGUGAGCUCCUGCAGAGGGAGAACAGGGUUCUACAUUUCUGGACUCUGAAGAAGCGUCGUCUGGACCAGUGUCAACAGUACCUGCUGUUCCAGAGCCACGCCCAACAGGCGUUGGAUUGGCUGCAGCAGAGUGGUGAGCACUAUCUGUCCACACACACGUCGCCAGGGGCAACCAGCGCAGAGACCCAGGACCUGCUGGCUCAACACAGAGAAUUCUGCGUCUCGGCUAAGCACACUCAGGAGAAGGUGCACCUGCUGAUCCAGCUGGCAGAGAGCAUGCUGGGUAAGGGCCACUCCCACAGGGUGGAGCUACGGAGGUGUGUGUCGACGGUGGACAAGCGCUACCGAGAGUUCUCCAUGCGCAUGGGCCAGUACCGGAACACACUGGAGACUGCACUGGGAGGCUGCACUCAGGACAAUAAGGACCUGGAGCUGGAGCUCAUCCCCAACAGCCUCUCUGACUCUGACCCUGAAGUGAACCUGAACGACCCCAACCACGAGGUCAGCGAUGAGAAGAGGAGGACUGCCAGGAAGAAAGAGUAUAUCAUGUCAGAGCUUCUUCAGACAGAGAGGGUGUAUGUGAAGGAUCUGCAGGAGUGUAUCGACACCUACCUGUGGGAGAUGACCAGUGGCUCUGAAGAGAUCCCCAUUAGGAUCGCCAACAAGGAUGACGUUGUCUUUGGGAACAUCCAGGACAUUUAUGAGUUCCAUAACAGUAUUUUCCUGAAGGAGCUGGAGAACUAUGAACAGCUACCUGAAGAUGUGGGUCACUGCUUCGUCACCUGGGCGGAUAAGUUCCACAUGUAUGUGACGUAUUGUAGAAAUAAACCAGACUCCAGCCUUCUGAUCCAGCAACAUGGGGCAGGCUUCUUUGAGGAGGUCCAGAGGAGGCAUGGUCUUGCUAACUCUAUCUCCUCAGCGCUCAUCAAGCCGGUUCAGCGCAUCACCAAGUACCAGCUCCUUCUCAAGGAGUUGUUGGCGUGUUGUGAGGAGGGGAAAGGUGAGAUCAAGGAGGGUCUGGACGUCAUGCUGAGUGUUCCAAAGCGAGCCAACGAUGCCAUGCAUGUUAGCAUGCUAGAGGGUCUGGAGGAGGGCUUGGAGGUGCAGGGAGAGCUCCUCCUGCAGGAUACCUUCCAGGUGUGGGAUCCCAAAUCCCUGAUCAGGAAAGGCCGGGAACGCCACCUGUUCCUGUUUGAGCUCUCGCUGGUCUUCAGUAAAGAGAUAAAGGACUCCUCCGGACGCACCAAGUACCUCUACAAGAGCAGGCUGAGGACGUCAGAGUUGGGGGUGACAGAGCACAUUGAGGGGGACCCCUGUAAGUUUGCUCUGUGGGUGGGCCGUACCCCCACCUCGGACAACAAGACCGUCCUCAAGGCCUCAUCUCUGGAGCUGAAGCAGGAAUGGGUGCGUAGCGUGCGUCAGGUGAUCCAGGAGAGGCGUGGCCAUCUAAGAGGGGCGCUGAGGGAGCCCAUCCCCCUCCCCAAGACCCCCGCCCCCACCCUGGUCCGCACGCGCAGCAUCAACAGGAGAGACACCAAUGAGGAUGCAGACAGCCUGGGAGAUGCCAGCAGCCAGCCGGACACCGUCUCCAUUGCCUCCCGCACCUCUCAGAACACAGCAGACAGCGACAAGCUGUCCGGUGGCUGUGAGUUGACCGUGGUCCUGUUGGACUUCUCGGCGGGCGGUGCCGAGGAGCUGAGUGUUCGUUGCGGUCAGACCGUGGAGCUAGUGGAGCGGUCCAGUGAGCGAUCUGGCUGGUGUCUGGUCAGGACCACAGACCACACCCCCCACAGGAGGGCCUGGUACCCAUGAGCGCCCUCUGCCUUUCCCACUCCCACAGCACUGACAUGGACGGCUUGAUGCCUGCCGCCACCAACACUGCCACCGCUG
Messenger RNA from Coregonus clupeaformis (lake whitefish), 4109 nucleotides. Its product is annotated as kalirin-like. Gene Ontology annotation, molecular function: guanyl-nucleotide exchange factor activity; protein binding. Gene Ontology annotation, cellular component: cytoplasm. Lineage: Eukaryota; Metazoa; Chordata; Actinopteri; Salmoniformes; Salmonidae. The record is from RefSeq and is a predicted model, not a curated record.